CGCUUCUGCAUUGCUUUAGGUGUAAUCUUACAGGUAUAAUCGACAAGGAGGGAGCCAAAUGGCAGCGACCAGCGUAGUGGCAAUUCCGGCCACGAUACGCGACGAAUCGCUCCAUAAUCUCCCGGUGAAGAUUACAAGCAAUGCGACUGCGGCACAGCUUAAGGACCAAUGGAUACAAGAUGGAGAUGCAGAUACACAGCAAGCUUUCCUGCGAGGACGGUUGCUGCGAGGCGCAACGGUGCCGCUGCCCGAGGGUUACAGGGGGCUCUUGGUCCGCUCUAGCGGCUCCCAGAUCAGCUCAGAUGAAUGCCAGCGCCACUGGGCGGCUUCUUCAGCGUUUAGCUCCCUCACGUUGUGGUCGCACGACGUAACACCUGGUCCAAGCGACCCCAUGAGAAGAGCCCUGGAGUGGUGUGCGCUAUCGAACCGGGUGCAUGCACAGAUCAGCCCGGAGGAGGUGGAGGAAGAGUUGCGUGCUAUCCAAUCUGCGCCCGUAUCCGCCCCGCAAUGAAGGGUCUGUGAAAGGGCUGGAAGAGGGGCUCCCAUUGUCUCGCACGCUGAGUCCAGGCAGCUUUCUUGUACUGGCGAUAGCGAUUAAUUCUGCUUUCGGUAAACACAGCGAUGUGCGUCCGGUUCCUAUUGGGCACAAGCCGAUACUGCGGCGCGUAGUGAGGUUUAUGGAGCGACGACGAUCUUUAACUGUGUCCACUGUGACCUUUGUUCAGUACGUCAUGGCGUAUGGAUACAGUUGCAUGUGGGUUGUC
Messenger RNA from Volvox carteri f. nagariensis, 764 nucleotides. RefSeq lists its product as uncharacterized. Bases 59 to 511 code for a protein of 150 amino acids. Lineage: Eukaryota; Viridiplantae; Chlorophyta; Chlorophyceae; Chlamydomonadales; Volvocaceae. The record is from RefSeq and is a predicted model, not a curated record. Gene Ontology annotation, biological process: RNA catabolic process. The transcript is spliced from 4 exons. Gene Ontology annotation, cellular component: ribonuclease H2 complex.